AUGACACCAAAGCACUUUGCCCCAACUACUGGCUUCGUAGCUCGGUAUUGGGCAAGCUGCAACACUCCACCCGUCGCCGCACGGUAUCUGAAAGCCCCGUUCCAUCCAAUCCGGCCCAAAGUCGUCCAUUCUUGUGCGCAGCGUGACCCAAACACAUUGUGGUGGCGGGUAUCAACAACAAAAAUUACGACGACCAAGCGGGUGGUGCGCUCCUGGUGUGCACGUAGAGUGCGGCUGGCUUUUGAGCAGGCUUUAAAGCAGCAUGGGUUAGACAAGCUGGGGAAACCGCUUGUUUCGGAGUCUCCUUUGCAAAACAACAUUCUGAAAGGGACACUAGAAAUCUAUAUCCACCCGCCAUGUGUGACAGAAGACUUUGAGAGCAUCCAGAAGGGUGCAAAUGUGGUUGUCUCCGGGCUUCUGGCUCAUGGAUCAACACAGACAUCAACACAGACUGUCAAUGGGCCACAACCGAAAGUCAGACGCCAAAGAAAAGUGUCUGGGAAAGUCGAUGGAUCCUCUUGA
Molecule: messenger RNA, 522 nt
Organism: Penicillium bovifimosum
Lineage: Eukaryota; Fungi; Ascomycota; Eurotiomycetes; Eurotiales; Aspergillaceae
Exons: 1
Coding region: 1-522 (173 amino acids)
Source: RefSeq, a predicted model, not a curated record